UCGUCACGUGACACCAGGGUCCCGCGUGUCUUAGCUCAGCAAUCGCCCUGGAGACGGACGCCGCUGGCUGCAACAUGAACGUGAUCUAUCCACUAGCGGUGCCUAAGGGGCGCCGGCUCUGCUGUGAGGUGUGCGAAGCCCCGGCCGAGCGGGUGUGCACGGCCUGUACAGUCACUUACUACUGUGGUGUGGUGCAUCAAAGAGCUGACUGGGGCAGCAUCCAUGAGAAGAUAUGUCAACUCCUCAUUCCACUGCGCACUACCAUGCCCUUCUACAAUUCAGAGGAAGAACGGCAGCAUGGCCUGCAACAGUUGCAGAAGCGGCAGAAGCAUUUGAUUGAAUUCUGCUACACGGUAGCCCAGAAAUAUAUCUUUGAAGGAAAACACGAAGAAGCUGUGCCAGCCGCACUGCAUUCUCUUCGUUUCCGUAUGAACAUGCAUGGCCUGAGUUCAGUAGAGCUUGUGCCUGCUUACCUGCUCUUGUCUGAGGCUAGCCUUGGUCUGGGUCGAAUCAUCCAAGCUGAGGAAUAUCUGUCGCAAGCCCAGUGGACAGUCCUCAAAUCAACCGAGUGCUGCAAUGCCACCCAUUCUUUAUUACAUCGGAACCUGGGACUUCUCUGUAUGGCUAAGAAAAACUAUGAAGAAGCCCGUUAUCAUCUGGCCAAUGACAUAUAUUUUGCCAGUAGCGCGUUUGGAACAGAGAACAUCAGGACCUCAGGAGGCUACUUCCAAUUGGCUAAUAUCUUUCAUAGCCUUAACAAGUUGGACCUGGCAGACACACUGUAUACCAAGGUCACUGAGAUCUGGCAUAAAUAUCUGAAUAAUCACUACCAAGUCCUGGCACAGUCUCGCCUCCAAAAGAUAGAUUUACUGGGCAAACAGUUUGAGAAUGACACUGGCCUGGAUGAAGCCCAGGAAGCAGAAGCCAUUCAGAUCCUGACUUCAAUCUUGAGUGUUCGAGAAUCUACAUCUAACAACGCUCCAGAAAAAACUGUCUUGGUUUUGAAGACCCUGGUUAUGCUUUACUACCUGAUGAUGAAUUAUUCAAAGGCCCAGGAAUUUGCCAUGAAAGCCUUCACUCUAGCCAAAGAAAAGCUUAAUGAGCAUGAACAGAGCACCAUUCAGGAGUUAUUAAAUCUCAUCUCUGCUGAAGAAUCUCAUCCUCAGUGA
This is a messenger RNA of Chrysochloris asiatica (Cape golden mole), 1169 nucleotides long. RefSeq names its product zinc finger, MYND-type containing 12 (gene ZMYND12). Gene Ontology annotation, molecular function: protein binding. The record is from RefSeq and is a predicted model, not a curated record. Bases 75 to 1169 code for a protein of 364 amino acids. The transcript has 8 exons. NCBI's taxonomy places the organism in Eukaryota, Metazoa, Chordata, Mammalia, Afrosoricida, Chrysochloridae.